UGUCAACAUAAAACAGUAGCCAUGUCCUCAGCACACCUUCAUUCUGCUCCCGCGGUGAACAAGCACUGUAUAGACCAUGAAAUCGACACAGGAAAAGUGAUCGGAAGUGAUCGCCGAAGGUAUAUACGACCUCACACUGUUUGAUGCAAUCCCACUCCAAUGAUGUUGGAUGCAUCGCCAGAUGCGGUGGACCCGUUAUAAGUCCUCUUUAUAUUAGCCUGCACCAUAGGUGUUGCCAGACAUCCGUGGAAUAGCUUUCCUCUGCCCCCUCACUAAUGCCAACCUUCAGUAGGACCCGUUUCGCCCUAACUUUUUUGGCCGCCCUCCCUCUGACUUUGGCUACAGUCAAUGGCCCUGUUAUUUCUGCCAACUUUCCUGAUCCUGCCAUCCUUGUGACCAGUGGGGGUACUUAUGCAUUUGCAACUAACUCCGGCAAUAUCAACAUUCAGGUUGCAACGUCACCUGAUGGUGGAGUAACUUGGGAAUUGCAGUCCGGUGUUGAUGCCCUCCCAAAUGUAGGGUCUUGGGCAACUGCAAACAGUACUUGGGCACCUGAUGUCAUUGACAGAGGGGAUGGAACCUUUGUAAUGUACUACGCUGCAUGGUCGACCUCACAAAGUACUCAUUGCGUAGCGGCUGCUACUUCCAUCUCCCCUGUCGGACCGUACACUCCUGAGUCACAGCCUAUUGCCUGUCAAACUCCAGGCGGUGGUGCAAUUGACCCCGCAGGGUUCCAGGAUACCAACGGUACACGCUACAUCGUGUACAAGGUGGAUGGGAGCAGUCUCGGAGGUGGUGGACCUUGCGGGAAUGCUAACGGAGAAUAUUCUACUCCCAUUAUGCUUCAGGAAAUGGAGGCUGAUGGUGUCACGCCUACUGGGGAACCGGCUCCAGCGCUUAUCUUGCAUAACGGAACCUACGUGGUUUUCUUCUCCUCGAAUUGCUACAAUACCGAUCUCUAUGACAUCUCAUAUGCAACUGCGCCAUCCAUUUCCGGGCCAUACACAAAGGCUUCCUCGCCGUUACUUGUAACUGGUGACGAUAGCCUCACAGCGCCUGGAGGUGCGACGCCGCGCCUUGAUGGUGGGUUUAUGGUGUUUCAUGCAACCGUAAACACAAAUCCAUUGACUCGUUAUAUGUAUACGGCAACGAUGACGUGGAAUGGGACUAUCGUGAACACUUGAUCAAACCACAUCAUGUUACUCACGAAAUGUACGCAUCAUGUUAGCUUUAUACAUAACUGACUAUCCUUACGGCUCGAACUGCUUCUUGAAAUGACCGAUUGUACCUGAUGGGCCCAAAGAGACUACAUAGAUAAGAAUAAUCACCGGCCUUAUUCCCUUGGCUAUUAUCCCUUCCAGUGCAAUCGACAUCCCACAGAAGUCGAUUCAUAUCAUAAUAUCAUUCUCUCUCUAAUAAAAC
Messenger RNA from Suillus subalutaceus, 1422 nucleotides. Its product is annotated as glycoside hydrolase family 43 protein. Gene Ontology annotation, molecular function: hydrolase activity, hydrolyzing O-glycosyl compounds. The record is from RefSeq and is a predicted model, not a curated record. The transcript is spliced from 4 exons. Gene Ontology annotation, biological process: carbohydrate metabolic process. NCBI's taxonomy places the organism in Eukaryota, Fungi, Basidiomycota, Agaricomycetes, Boletales, Suillaceae. The coding region runs from base 276 to 1184 and encodes 302 amino acids.